Tauraco erythrolophus (red-crested turaco) is the source of this 543-nucleotide messenger RNA. RefSeq names its product DnaJ heat shock protein family (Hsp40) member C24 (gene DNAJC24). The record is from RefSeq and is a predicted model, not a curated record. NCBI's taxonomy places the organism in Eukaryota, Metazoa, Chordata, Aves, Musophagiformes, Musophagidae. Gene Ontology annotation, biological process: positive regulation of ATP-dependent activity. Gene Ontology annotation, molecular function: ATPase activator activity; ferrous iron binding.
CAGUGCUAAGAAAGUGAUUUCAAAGCCAGUCAGACUAUGGCCUUUGAAAGGAUAACACAAAAGGACUGGUACAAAAUCUUGGGUGCAACGCCAUCAGACAGUCCGGCAGAACUAAAACAGAAGUACCAAAAACUUGCUUUAUUAUAUCAUCCAGACAAACAGAAGGCAGAUGUGCCAGCAGGAGAAGUGGAGGAGCGCGUGCAGAGGUUCAUCGAAAUUGAUCAAGCGUGGAAAAUUCUAGGGAACGAAGAGACAAAAAAAGAGUAUGACCUGCAGCAGCGUGAAGAUAAUCUGACAAAAGAAUGGCCACUGCAUGCACAAAUUUAUCUUGAGGAUAUGUCCUGGAAUGAAGAUGAACAAUGUUAUACUCUAUCGUGUCGAUGUGGUGGGAAUUACACUGUCUUCAAGAGUGAAACCAAAGACGUAUCUUUAGUUUGUUGUGACACAUGUUCACUUGUUAUUGAGAUCCUUCAAUGACUGUUUCAAUGAAGCACAUCAAGAAUUACAAACCUUUAAAAAGACUGGACAAAUGGGAGAGCAUCU